This is a messenger RNA of Silurus meridionalis, 1465 nucleotides long. RefSeq names its product zinc finger, CCHC domain containing 9 (gene zcchc9). Bases 264 to 1043 code for a protein of 259 amino acids. Gene Ontology annotation, molecular function: nucleic acid binding; zinc ion binding. The record is from RefSeq and is a predicted model, not a curated record. The transcript is spliced from 7 exons. NCBI's taxonomy places the organism in Eukaryota, Metazoa, Chordata, Actinopteri, Siluriformes, Siluridae.
AAGUGAAAUUAGUUUACUGCAGUCGAAAGCUGGGGUACGGAACAAAAUAGCCGUUACACAGCGAACACGUGAACAAGAUUGGGAAAUAGGAGGAAGGAUGUUAUCAUCACACGGCUAAGAAUUGGACACGCUGCAUUAAACAAUUAUCUCUUUAGAAUAGAUCAGUAGGUGGCGGUAAUGCACCUUUCGUUGGUCUGCCAAACCGCCAUAAAACACCACGAGAAGAAGAAGAGCACGUGAACUUUCAAUUUGACAGUGACAUUAUGACACGCUGGGCAAGAGCCAAAAAUGUUCAAAAACACAAAUCUGCAGAUGCUGCAUCUUGGCGCCAAUUAAGAGCAGGCGUAGCAGGUAGCGGGAACUCUUCAUUCAGCUUUUUGCAGGAUGAUGCAUCGCAUUGUCACCCCAAUGGAAAGAGAGCUAACAAAAAUAAACAACUUGAUGAUGUAAAUGGAUUCUUGGACUAUAUGAAAAACAAGCGGCAGCAAUUACCUAAAGGACGACUAGGAAUGGCCACGGAGAAACAUGGCAUAAGUGAGGCUAUGGCUAUAGCUCUGAAAAAAAACAAAAGAAGUGAAAAUCGAAGGUUAAAGAGACAGGACGCAACAAAGAACAUCAUGGUGUGCUUCAACUGUAGGAAGCCUGGCCAUGGAUUGGCUGAUUGCCCAAAAGCUGAUGAUGAGGACAUGGGUAGAGGGAUCUGCUUUCGUUGUGGUUCUACAGAACAUGAGAUCCAAAGGUGUAGAGCAAAAGUAGACCCUGCUAUGGGUGAUUAUCCAUAUGCCAAAUGCUUCAUUUGUGGAAAGACUGGUCAUCUAUCCAGAUCUUGCCCAGAUAAUCCAAAGGGACUUUAUGCUGCAGGUGGCUGUUGUCGAAUUUGUGGUUCAGUAGAACACUUUCAGAAGGACUGUCCAGACCAUCAGACCUCAACAAAUUCCAUCACACUUGGACGCCUGUCCAACCAGAUCAGUGCUGAUCAUGAGGACAUCGAUGUUCCUGUGACGAAAGUGACGCUCAGAAAGGCCAAGGUUGUUGUGUACUGAGCAGAGUCGAGCAAAUCUGAAAUAUCUGGCUCUCUUUUAAAAAAUAAUCAAAGAUAUCAGAAGGCGAUAUUUCAGGUAUUAUGUACAUCUGCAUAAUUAUACAAUUAUCCAAUCAGUCAGCCAUCUGGCAGUAGUGGGCUGAUUUUUGUUUGUGUGUGGUGGGGGCACUACGACUCUGCAGGUAAGCAGUUACUGAAAUACCCACAGUAGCACCAACAUCCCUGCCACUGAGAUCUGUUUUCAUUUUUGUUUUUAUCAUUAAUUUAACAUGUAUGUAUAUGGUUCACUGCACUUGCUGUCUUUUGAUUGUCUAAUUGCAUACAUAAGCAGGCAAACAGGUUUAUCAAAUAAAGUGGCUGAGCAAAAAAGUUGUAUUACCAUUUACAAUUACAGAAAGCAAGUAAAUUUAACUUUUUUUGUGA